AGUCCAUCAGUCAGUGCAUCAGGAGAGAUUACCAAGAACGUUCGACGCGCGAUCCUUCCAUUUCUCAACCGUCAACAGAAAGUGCCCAUCAGCCUACAAAGAGAGAUGUAUGUUUUCGGACUGCUCAUAUCGCUCUUGAUAGCGAUUUGUACCAUCGGGAGUACAACCGUACGUGGUUGGCCCGUUACUAACCCGGAAGUAGUGGACAGUCUUAUCUUUGCCGAUCCGGAAGAGGCAGCACAAUCGAUGCGGGAAAUACCUCAAUGGCACUGCUUGCGGUACUUCAAGCAUGACAUUCACCUUAUGCGACGCUGCCGCAACUAUCGGAUGCACAUGCUACGUCGUCCCAACGAUAUGAUGUAAAGACACAACGACCCGAGGGGGGCCAUUUGCUAGGAAGGAGCGGUACAGCAACAGGCCAAAUUCGUAUAUUACUCUUCAACUGUCAACGUCACGUGUUUCCUCAUCUUCCUCUACCCCUGUCCUCUCUCGCGAAUGAGAUGGUUCGAAUGUAGAGUACAAAAUGGAACCGAGUUAAGUAAGGAGCUGGUAAGCUCGCUAUUACUCUUUAACUAUGAAUAUAAGUUUGAUCUCGUUGUCCGACUCGGUGGCAGAUAACGUAGAAAAGCGAAUGGUUAUUUUGUGUGGACUAAAACCAAAUGAAUCCACAAUCAUUCUAUGUGCGCUAGACAGUGAGGCAUCAUUUCAUUUGUUAUCCGGUGUGGUUUCCUUUUUAUGUUCAUAUUUUAUGUAGAUCAAUGAGUUCUGUAUGAGGUGCUAAGUAGCAGAGUAUAACGUAAACGUAUCGUAAUCGAAUUGAGCCAGAAAACUAAAACCUAUCAUAUGCCAGCGUCUGAUGACUUAUCGUUUGUUGUUGGUCGAACACAUAAGGGGCGGAGGGAGGUGAUGAAUGUAGCCUAGUAAUCAGCCACAGUAAUAAUAAAUUCGAAUCAAACGUGUAGCACACAGAGA
Messenger RNA from Anopheles aquasalis, 972 nucleotides. RefSeq lists its product as uncharacterized. The record is from RefSeq and is a predicted model, not a curated record. Lineage: Eukaryota; Metazoa; Arthropoda; Insecta; Diptera; Culicidae.